AUGUCUUCGACUCAGGGCAAUGGGGAACACUGGAAGUCCCUGGAGUCGGUGGGCAUUAGCCGCAAAGAGCUGGCGAUGGCCGAAGCCCUGCAGAUGGAGUAUGAUGCUCUGUCCAGGCUCCGGCAUGACAAGGAGGAGAGCAGAGCCAAGCAGAACACAGACCCCUCUCUCAUCAGCUGGGACAAGCCUGUUCUGGACUUCUUCACCAAGCCAGCGGGCAGGCGGAAUGACCUCAAGCUUCUUCGUGGUCUCUCUGGCUCUGAUCCUACCCUCAAUUACAACUCGCUCUCCCCACAGGAGGGGCCACCCAACCACUCUACCUCCCCGGGCUCCCAGCCUGGCCCAGAUCCCUGGCCCAAAGGCUCCCUGUCUGGAGACUAUCUCUAUAUUUUUGAUAGUUCAGACGGGGGGCUCCCUCUGUCCCCAGGACCAGGGGACGUGGAUGGCUCUUCCAAAAAUCUAUCCCCACCUCCUCUGCCUCCCCGAGUCUCUAUCUGGAACACUCCCCCUCUGCCUCCCAGAAAGGGGUCCCCCUCUUCAUCCAAGAUCUCCCAGCCCAAUGACAUCAACACUUUUUCUUUGGUCGAGCAACCGCCAGGCAAAUUGCUAGGGCAUCGGAUCCUAGAAGAGGAAGAGGAGCCGGGAGGUGGGGGUCAGGGUCGCCUCCUGGGGUCCGUGGACUAUGAUGGUAUCAAUGAUGCAAUUACGCGACUCAACUUAAAGUCAACCUAUGAUGCAGAGAUGUUGCGGGAUGCCACCAGGGGCUGGAAGGAGGGCCGAGGGCCCCUGGACUUCAGCAAGGACACCCCUGGAAAACCUGUGGCCCGGAGCAAGACUAUGCCCCCUCAGGUGCCCCCUCGCACCUAUGCCUCCCGCUAUGCCAACCGGAAGAAUGCAGCACCUGGCAAGAACCGCAGGAUUUCGGCCACUCCGGUGGGCUCGCGGCCCCGCACCAUUGCCAGUGGACACGAGUUGUUUGAGGUCUCGGAGGAGAGGGAUGAGGAAGUUGCCGCAUUCUGCCACAUGCUGGAUGUCCUUCGAUCGGGCUCUGACAUCCGAGACUACUCUCUCACUGGAUAUGUCUGGAGUGCAGUCACCCCAAGCCCAGAACACCUUGGGGAUGAGGUAAACCUGAAGGUGACCGUGUUGUGUGACAGCCUGCAGGAGCCACUCACUUUUACCUGCAACUGUUCCUCCACUGUAGACUUGCUCAUCUACCAGACCCUGUGCUACACCCAUGAUGAACUGAGGGAUGUGGAUGUGGGUGACUUUGUGCUGAAGCCCUGUGGGCUAGAGGAGUUCCUGCAGAACAAGCACGCCUUGGGCAGCCAUGAGUACAUUCAGUACUGCCGGAAGUUUGACAUCGACAUUCGACUACAGCUGAUGGAGCAGAAGGCUGUACGCAGUGACCUGGCCCGGACGGUGAAUGAUGACCAGAGCCCUUCCACCUUGAACUACCUCGUCCAUCUACAGGAGAGGCCAGUGAAACAGACCAUCAGCAGGCAGGCCCUGAGUCUUCUGUUCGACACUUACCACAACGAGGUGGAUGCCUUCCUUUUAGCUGAUGGGGACUUCCCACUGAAGGCUGACAGGGUGGUCCAGUCCGUCAAGGCCAUCUGCAACGCCCUAGCUGCUGUGGAAACCCCAGAGAUCACCAACGCUCUCAACCAGCUGCCCCCCUGCCCCUCUCGCAUGCAGCCUAAAAUUCAGAAGGAUCCGAGCGUCUUGGCUGUGAGGGAAAACCGAGAGAAAGUGGUAGAAGCACUAACAGCUGCCAUCCUGGACCUGGUGGAGCUAUACUGCAACACAUUCAAUGCAGACUUCCAGACUGCGGUGCACGGGAGCCGCAAGCAUGGCCUGGUCCAGGAGGCCUGCCACUUCUCCAGGCCCCUGGCCUUCACUGUCUAUGCCACCCACCGCAUCCCCAUCACCUGGGCUACCAGCUAUGAAGAUUUCUACCUCUCCUGCUCUCUCAGCCACGGCGGCAAGGAGCUGUGCAGCCCCCUGCAGACGCGAAGGGCUCACUUCUGCAAGUACCUCUUCCACCUCAUCGUCUGGGACCAGCAGAUCUGCUUCCCCGUGCAGGUGAACCGGCUGCCUCGGGAGACCCUGCUGUGCGCCACCCUCUACGCUCUGCCCAUCCCCCCACCCGGGAGCUCCUCAGACACCAAUAAGCAACGGCGGGCACCCGAAGCCCUGGGCUGGGUCACCACCCCACUCUUCAACUUCAGGCAAGUGCUGACCUGUGGCCGGAAGCUUCUGGGCUUGUGGCCAGCAACCCAGGAACACCCCAGUACCCGAUGGAGUGCACCCAAUUUUCACCAGCCAGACAGCGUCAUCCUGCAGAUUGACUUCCCCACCUCGGCCUUUGACAUCAAGUUCACCAGCCCCCCUGGAGACAAGUUCAGCCCCCGAUAUGAAUUCGGCAGCCUCCGGGAGGAAGACCAAGGCAAGCUUAAAGACAUCAUGCAGAAGGAGUCCCUGUACUGGCUCACUGAUGCUGACAAGAAGCGUCUGUGGGAAAAGCGCUAUUACUGCCAUUUGGAGGUGAGCUCGCUCUCCCUGCUGCUCGCCAGCGCCCCCAGCUGGGAGUGGGCGUGCCUUCCUGACAUCUAUGCGCUUUUGAAGCAGUGGACCCACAUGAACCACCAGGAUGCCCUGGGGCUCCUGCAUGCCAUCUUCCCGGACCAAGAGGUGCGACGUAUGGCUGUCCAGUGGAUCAGCUCGCUCUCAGAUGCCGAGCUGCUGGACUACUUGCCCCAGCUGGUGCAGGCCCUCAAGUAUGAGUGCUACCUGGACAGCCCCUUGGUGCGCUUCCUCCUGAAGCGAGCCGUCUCUGACUUGAGAGUGACGCACUACUUCUUCUGGUUGCUGAAGGACGGCCUCAAGGACUCCCAGUUCAGCAUCCGCUACCAGUAUCUGCUGGCGGCCCUGUUGUGCUGCUGUGGCAAGGGGCUGAGAGAGGAGUUUAACCGCCAGUGCUGGCUCGUCAACACCCUGGCCAAGCUGGCCCAGCAGGUCCGGGAGGCCACCCCGUCUACACGGCAGGGGAUCCUCCGCACGGGCCUGGAGGAGGUGAAGCAGUUCUUUGCUCUCAACGGUUCAUGCCGUCUGCCGCUCAGCCCCAGUCUGCUGGUCAGGGGCGUCGUGCCCAGGGACUGUUGCUACUUCAACUCCAAUGCCGUCCCCCUCAAGCUCUCCUUCCAGAACAUGGACCCGCUGGGUGAGAACAUACGUGUCAUCUUCAAGUGUGGGGAUGACCUUCGCCAAGACAUGCUAACCCUGCAGAUGAUUCGCAUCAUGAGCAAGAUCUGGGUCCAGGAGGGGCUGGACAUGCGCAUGGUUAUAUUCCGCUGCUUCUCCACCGGCCGGGGCAGAGGGAUGGUAGAGAUGAUCCCCAACGCCGAGACCCUGCGCAAGAUCCAGGUGGAGCACGGGGUGACGGGCUCCUUCAAGGACCGGCCCCUGGCCGACUGGCUGCAGAAGCACAACCCUGGGGACGAGUAUGAGAAGGCUGUGGAGAACUUCAUCUACUCCUGCGCAGGCUGCUGCGUGGCCACUUAUGUCUUGGGCAUCUGUGACCGACACAAUGACAACAUUAUGCUGAAGACCACUGGCCACAUGUUCCACAUAGAUUUUGGCCGCUUCUUGGGCCAUGCCCAGAUGUUUGGCAACAUCAAGCGGGACCGUGCCCCCUUUGUCUUCACCUCGGACAUGGCGUAUGUCAUCAACGGGGGUGACAAACCUUCCAGCCGCUUCCAUGACUUUGUUGACCUUUGCUGCCAAGCCUACAACCUCAUCCGCAAGCACACCCACCUCUUCCUCAACCUUCUGGGCCUGAUGUUGUCCUGUGGGAUCCCUGAGCUCUCAGACCUGGAGGACCUCAAGUAUGUGUAUGAUGCCUUGAGGCCUCAGGACACAGAGGCCAAUGCCACGACCUACUUCACAAGGUUGAUUGAGUCCAGUCUGGGCAGUGUAGCCACAAAGCUCAAUUUCUUCAUCCAUAACCUGGCUCAGAUGAAGUUCACGGGCUCAGAUGACCGGCUGACUCUUUCCUUUGCCCCCCGGACACACACCCUCAAGAGCUCGGGCCGCAUCACUGAUGUUUUUCUCUGCCGCCAUGAGAAGGUCUUCCACCCCAGCAAGGGCUAUAUAUACAUGGUAAAGGUGAUGCGAGAGAAUGUUCACGAGGCCGCUUACAUCCAGCGGACGUUUGAGGAGUUCCAGGAAUUACACAAUAAGCUGCGGCUGCUCUUCCCUUCUUCCCUCUUGCCCAGCUUCCCUAGUCGCUUUGUGAUUGGCCGCUCCUGGGGAGAGGCUGUGGCUGAGCGACGGAGGGAGGAGUUAAAUGGCUACAUCUGGCACUUGAUCCACGCAGUCCCUGAGGUGGCCGAGUGUGAUUUGGUGUAUACCUUCUUCCACCCCCUGCCCCGGGACGAGAAGGCUAUAGGCGCCAGCCCAGCUCCCAAAUCCUCAGAUGGCUCAUGGGCCCGGCCCAUCGGGAAGGUAGGAGGGGAGGUGAAGCUGUCCAUCUCCUAUAAAAACAAUAAACUCUUCAUUAUGGUGAUGCAUAUUCGGGACUUGCAACUGCUGCAGGAUGGGAAUGACCCUGACCCCUAUGUAAAGACUUACCUCCUUCCUGACCCUCAGAAGACCACUAAGAGGAAAACCAAAGUGGCUCGGAAAACCUGCAAUCCCACCUACAAUGAGAUGUUGGUGUAUGAUGGGAUUCCCAGGGGAGACCUGCAGCAACGGGAGCUACAGCUGAGUGUGCUGAGUGAGCAAGGAUUGUGGGAGAAUGUCCUCCUUGGGGAGGUGCACAUCCGCCUGCGAGAGCUAGAUCUGGCUCAGGAGAAGACUGGCUGGUUUGCAUUGGGAUCUCGAAGUCAUGGGACCUUGUGAACUCAGUAAAGCCACGGUCUGACUCCAGGAUGGUGGCAGGAGCUGGGGCGGAGGAGUCUCCCUUGCUUGACACUUCCUUUCCUUGUGAAGGGCCAGGGCCCUUGGGGGUACUCUUCUCCCUCCAGGUGGAUCUGUCCUCCAUGACAGGAGGCGGGGAGAGUAAGAAGCUCUCUGCUGUCCUUUCCUCUAAGACUAAACUUGGGAUGAUUGUGAUGCGCAGCCCCUUGGAGGCUGUGAGGUUUCAGCGAAGUUUUAAGUUUACCUUGUGUCAAGGGAGCAAUGCCCGGUUUGGAGUGUGGGGGGGUGGGUUAUAUGAAUAGCAUUUUGAGGGAGGGUGGGUGGAUAUCUUUAUUUUUAUUUUUAAAAAAUGAAAUAGUAAUGUUGUCCUAACUGGACAGGAAGCCUUGUGAGAAGGGACAUACAUAUGCCUCAGAAGGCAAGAGAGGAAAACUAUUUGGACUUUUUGUAUGAUUAAGGUUCUUAUUGGACUUUUCCCUAGGUUUUUUGUUUAUUUGUUUGUUUUUGUUUUUCUAUCUAUAGGAAUUAUUUGGGGAGGGGCCCAGUUGUCCUCAGUUAGAGCUCUCCCUCUUUAAGGGCAGGCAGAGAGGGCAGGGAGUACUGGACUGAGGCCUGGGCCCCGGGCCUUUCUGAGUUUGCCUCCAAAGGAGAGCGCCAUGAUACCUGUGUGUGUAAGCAAGGGCCUUUGUAUUGGGGUUCUGCCAAGGACCUGUAUUCAGGGACCCGUGCUCUUUUGGGGUGAGUGUUUCCUCUCAUCAUCCCCUACUUUGUUAGGACUUCCCCUGAAUACUGUCCUCUACCCCUUGUCCCCUCCCUUCUCUUGGCCCUUCUGGGAGCCACCUGCUCCCUAUGAAUACGCUGGGGGUGCUUCCCCCUAGUCUCUCUUAAUUUUUCUCUUAUGAGAUAUCAUCUGCCUCGGCCCUUAGGUUUAGUUUUCCUGAGGGUGUCUUGGCCCUGGGAAAGGGUCCCUAGGCUGCAGAUGCCAACAUGGCUGCCUGCUAGGUGGUUUCUGGGAAGCAUUCCCUAUCACCCUCCACUUCUUUCUUUUAUGCUUCAUCUCCCCAAGCCCCUUUUCUGUCACACUUUUUAUAAGAAUUCCCCUCAUUCUGUGGGGCCAUAAACCUAUUUAACCUGGAGCCAAAGGGAUGCCCUAACUCGAGGAAAUGGGCAUGGGGUGGGGGAGUUCAGUCGAAAUAGUUGUUUUUUUCCAAUAAUUACCUUUGGUCAUGAGGAGGCUGGCUUGGAGUAGUGAUUAUUAUCCCCUGUAGCUGAGCUCAGGAGCUGGGAGAAAGAGACCGGGUCUCUUAUCUCUUCAUAUUCUUUAUUCUUUACCAGGCAGAUGUUAAGUUCACUCUUUAACACUUCACUCCAAAAGGUUGUCCUCCUUAAAAAAGAGGGAGAGACUUUGGAUUUGAUAUGAACUUUUUCACCCAGAAUCAGCUGGCUGUGCCCUGCGAGGUGGAAAGGAAUAAAUAAGGGCAUCCUGCAAGCUGUACCUCCCCUCGACCUACCUACUGUAUUCCUUUCCAACUCCAAGCAGAGGAGACUCCCCCUCUUGCCGACUCAUUCCAUAACUGGAGAAAGCAGCUCCAUUCCCUGCAAGGGAGUCUAAAUUGUUCUUUUAAAUUAAAAAUGCCAAGAAUGAAGCAGGCUGCUGUGGAGAGGGGCUGGGGGAGUGAGGAAUGGGAGUGGGACUUUUCCAGAUGAAUGGACCACAGAUGGGUUGCUGGCUUUUUGCCCGUUAACUCAUUUUAUUUUGACCCUUUAUGCCCCUGAUUUAAGGAGGUCUGUGUACUGUAUCCACUUCCCAGACGCCCUGUAUCUCCUAUUUUCUCUGGAAUUGUAUUUUCUAAUAAAUGACAUCUGAGAAAAAUGUCAUUUUCAAGAUUGGUUGAUGUUUAAAUGUUCAGGUUAAACCAUCUGAUGUACAAGAUAAAAAUAUAACAGUAGUCGUUUUACAGAAGGCAACUCUUAUGUGUACUAAUGCCCUGCAGAAGGCAUUGUACAUUUGUCUGCUAAAUCUAUCAUCACAACAACUUGAUCAGGUGGGUAUUACCAUCCCCAUUUUACAGAUGAAGAAAGUGAAGCUCAGAGAGAUUAAGUAAUUUGCCUAAGGGCACACAGCCAGUUAAUCAUGGAGCUGGAAUUUGAAACCAGGUUUGUUUGACUCCACAUCUUGUGCUAUUCAUCCUUGGCAAUGUUUAAUAUAAUCCCUUAUGUCAAUUUGGAGCCCCUGAGUGUGGUGCAAAUGGUUAACAUGCUCAGCUGCUAACCGAACAGUUGGAGCUUUUGGUCCGCACAGAAGCACCUCAGAAGAAAGGCCUGGUGAUCUAUUUUUUAAAAAUCAGCCAUUGAAAACCGUAUGGAGCACAGGUCUACUCUGACACACGUAGGGUUGCCAUAAGUAAAAAGUGACUCAACAGCAACUGGUGGUGGUUAUGUUGGUGUAAUACUUGAUAGUUUUCAGAGUGCUUUAAUAUAUAUGAUGUCAUUUUUCAUUACAACGACCCUGGGAAGUAAACAUGGCUCAUUCAUUCAUUCUUUCAACAAACAUUGUGCUUAUUAGCACUUACCAAAGAAGACAGUGUGACUGACACCCCCUGGAGCUGUGCACUGGGCCCUGUACCAGGUACCAUGAGGGAGGGGGCUACGAAGAUAAAUUAAGACAAUCUUCUGCAUUUGAGAAGUUUACUGCCUGGUGAUAUUAACCAAGCCCGUUUUAUAAGAGAGGAAACCAAGACUCUUAAAUGCCUCAUUAGGAUUGAACUGUGACAGCAGACCUGUAUCCCAGAAUUGAACCCCCCAAAUGGAGAAUGGAAGUGAUACGGCCCUUGUUAGGCAUUUUACCCAGAAGUUUUCAAAACUCCCCAGUGGGGAGUCAUAUUUCAUGCUGGGGAAUUUUGUGGGGACUUCCAAGGGAUUUUCAGUAGUAAACAGUGGGAAGUGUUACCUGUUAUAUUUCUAAGUGGUUUCGAGGUAUCACCGCAGUUCUGGACAAGUCCCUAUAGACCCUUUAAAAGUUAGAAUUUGAAUCUGGCAAGAGUCUUAGGAAAUUUCUUGGCCAAUUGGCGUAGAAAUCUGAACUACCCUGAGGGAGUGGGAUGGAAGAGCUGGGGAGUAGGAAAGAGGGGUUUCCUGGGGAGAAGAGAAAAGAAGCCCAGGAGGUUGAUUUUCUAAGUUGAAAGAGAGGUGGCUGGGAGUAAGGUUAGAUUGGAUUUGAAAGGUCAAAAGUGAGACAGCAUCCUAAUAACGUGUUUAGUGCUUCUUUUCUACCUUCUAGUUCCUUGCAUAGUGCCUUCGGUUUUAAAAGCUUGCAAGCAGCCAUCCAAGGCACAAUUGGUCUUUAUUCACCUGGAGCAACAGGGGAAGAAGGAGAGUCAGGAAUAGGAGGAGGAUAUAGAAUGUGUAGUUAAUUGCCUCCAUGAACAACUGCCUCCUUUGCCAUGAGACUAGAACUGGUUGGUACUCGGCUACCAUUACUCAACAUUUUGAUCAAAGUUCCUAUAGAAGAAUCCUGAUCAAAAUGCAGAACAGAAUUUCAAAUUCUCAUGAACUCUAGACUUCCUGGAGCCAUAGAAGGUAGAUGAACCCUUGAAACUAUUGCCCUGAGAUAAUCUUUGAACCUUAAGCCAAAAAUAUCCCCUGAAAUCAUCUUAAAACCAAACAAUAGUUUAACUUAACUGGUAAAUAAUAAUGGCCUUGAGCUCUGUGGUGCGAUGGAUUGCUUUUGUGUGGCCUUUCUUGCCAUGGUCUUGUAACUCCCACCCAAGUAAUUGGGUGGGACUGUGCAGAUAGCGUAACUGUGACCCACCAAGGGGAUUGGUCAGUUUUGAGAUACACUGGGCUUGAAAUGAGCCACCCAAGAGGCGGGAAGGAGAGGAUCCUACCAGCACCAAGGAAGGAGAGCCAAGAGUGGAGCAUGUGCUUUGGAUUUGGGAUCCCUGCGCUAAGAAGCUUCUAGAACUGAGAGCUGUAACACUGAAGAAU
Messenger RNA from Trichechus manatus latirostris (Florida manatee), 8907 nucleotides. RefSeq names its product phosphatidylinositol-4-phosphate 3-kinase catalytic subunit type 2 beta (gene PIK3C2B). Bases 1 to 4902 code for a protein of 1633 amino acids. Gene Ontology annotation, cellular component: plasma membrane; cytoplasm; phosphatidylinositol 3-kinase complex. Gene Ontology annotation, molecular function: 1-phosphatidylinositol-4-phosphate 3-kinase activity; 1-phosphatidylinositol-3-kinase activity; phosphatidylinositol binding. NCBI's taxonomy places the organism in Eukaryota, Metazoa, Chordata, Mammalia, Sirenia, Trichechidae. The record is from RefSeq and is a predicted model, not a curated record. The transcript is spliced from 32 exons. Gene Ontology annotation, biological process: phosphatidylinositol 3-kinase/protein kinase B signal transduction; cell migration; phosphatidylinositol-mediated signaling.